Molecule: messenger RNA, 3914 nt
Organism: Rhea pennata
Lineage: Eukaryota; Metazoa; Chordata; Aves; Rheiformes; Rheidae
Exons: 20
Coding region: 10-1851 (613 amino acids)
Molecular function (GO): catalytic activity
Source: RefSeq, a predicted model, not a curated record
GCUGACAUCAUGGCGCUGCUGUUGCUGCUGCUGUCUCUGUCGCUGCUGUCGGCCGCCGCCGCUUACCUGGGCUGCGUGCGGCGGCACACGGGCAGCGCGGGCGCCGUGCUGCGCCGCUACGAGCCGGGUCGGGCCGGGACGCGGGACUGCAGGCCGCCGCGGGAGACCUGGGCCCCGCGGCUGAGCGGCCUCUGGCUGCGCCUCUUCGCGCACGUGGCCAACACGGCUUUUGGGCAGAUCUGCUUAUUGCCGUUCUUAUUAAGGCUGAACAACUUCUCUCUUAUGCGUUCUCUUGAUAUUCUCGAAGAUCCCACAUUUAUUCCAGAGGUUGCUGCAGAAUCUACAAAGGACAAGUCUGAGGUUGAAAGCACUUUGGAAGUUAUCAAACAUCUGAUAGAUGCAAGGCCUGAUUCUGCCAGUGAUGGGUUUAGCUUCAAAGGAAUUAAAGACUACCUGGACUGCUAUCGGAGUGGGAAGCUGACACCAUCUCAGGUAGCAAAGAACAUCAUUGCCGUGCUGGAGGACUGCGACAAAUCCACACCUCCGCUUCGAGCGAUAGUGCAAUGGGACCAUGAGCAAAUAAUGCUGAUGGCUGAGGCCUCCACUGCUCGUUACAGGAAUAAAUGUACCCUGUCUUAUCUGGAUGGGAUCCCAGUGUGCCUGAAAGAAGAGUUUAAAGUGGUGCCUUACCGUCACCGAGUGGGAACAGAGUAUCUUGGAACAGAGCCUGAAACAGAAGAUGCUACUGUGGCCAAGAAGCUGCGAGAGGCUGGAGCUAUCAUUAUUGGAGUCUCAAACAUGCAUGAACUAGGAACUGGAACAACUGGAUGUAACCCUAAUGGGUGCCACAAGAUCCCAAGGAAUCCCUACAAGCCCAAUCAUUACACAGGUGGGAGCUCCAGUGGGUCAGCGGCAGCUGUAGCAGCAGGUCUCUGCCCAGUGGCUAUUGGCACAGAUGGAGGAGGCUCUGUGAGGAUUCCUGCUUCGUUCUGUGGUGUGGUAGGGCUGAAAGGUACGUUUGGGCGGAUCAGUUGUCAUGGCAGCCUCCCACUCUCCUAUUCCACAGUCAGUGUGGGCCCUAUCUGUACCUCAGUGGCAGAUGCAGCCAUUGUUUACAGUAUCCUUGCUGAGCCGGAUCCACUCUAUCCAUAUGGAUUAAAGCAGCCCAAAGCAACACUGUCAGAUAUAUGUGCGCCUGACCUGAAAGGCUUAAAACUGGGAGUGGACUGGACAUUUUUUAAGGCUUGUGAUGCAGAAGUCCUGUCCAUCUGUGAGAAAGCUGUGGAGUACCUGCAGAGUCUGGGAGCCAAUGUGGUUGAAGUAUUUCUUCCAGAGAUGGAGGAAUUGCAAGUGGCACACACAAUCUGCAUUCUCAGUGAGAUGAGAGACUUUCUGCAACCUGACUUCAACAAAAAUUUCCAGCAAAUGAAUUUGGAGACUCGGGCCAGCUUGGCCUUGGCUUGCCAAUUCACAGCUCUGGACUACAUUACGGCAAAUCGGCAGAGAACCCGGAGCAUGGGCUUCUUACGAGAGAUUUUCGCCACUGCAAACUGUAUCCUUACACCAGCUACUGCUUCCACUGCCCCAAGAAUUCAUGACUCUGACCUUCUGACUGGGUGCAGCGAUUUCUCACUCACAGUCCGGGCUAUGAGGUUCAUGCAGCUUGGCAACUUCACUGGCAUUCCAGGCCUGGUGGUACCUAUUGGAUAUUCUGCUGCUGGGCUUCCUAUCAGCCUCCAGGUCAUGACAAAAUGGUGGGAUGAAGCUAUGCUUCUCAGGAUUGGCCUGAAGCUGGAACAGUUUCGUCACCAGACAAAAAAACCAUCCAUUUAUUAUGACAUCCUCGCAUGAUGGGGUAGCCAAGAUAGGGAAUGCUCUGUAAUUAUUUUUUCCUAGUCUGACCUGACCAAGUGUAAGAGUGGACUUGUUUUCAGUGUACCUGAGUAAUGUUUAUUAGCAGGCCCAUUUGAGGAAUGGGGAGGAAGACUGAUCUAAGCAGGCAUUGAUGUGAGCAGAGAGAUCAGUUUUGCUCCCUGUUGGGUAGUGGAUGUUCCAGUUCGUACCUGAGAGACUACCUGUGCUAGCUCAUUCCUCACUGUUUUUGCUAGUAGAGGAAGCUGCAACCAUCUUCUGCAACUCGUUUCCCUGUAUGGCUCCUACGUAAAGAUGGAACACAGCUGGACUGCGUAUGGGCAGUUUACAUGGCUAUGCAUGGAAAACCACAAUUCCGAAUCCUUAAAGCUUACAGAACACUUCUUGCUCCAGGAUGUAACAAAGGUACUCCUUUGAGGUAGAAAGGCAGCUUCCCAUAUAGAUAGAUAGAUAGAUUCCCUUAGAUAUAAAGCCUUGUUACUUAGGAAUGAAGAGGAUCUUAACACUCCUGCAAGAAGGUAAGGUGUGUCAUGGCCCCUUACCUAGAACAGUCCCUCAGAGCAAAACAGAAGGCCAGUAGCUAUAGAAGUAUCCCUCUUCUUUUUCCAUCUCUUGUGCUGGAAACAGUGUAGGACUCAGUUUAACUGUUGCACAAAAUAUGGGCAUGCUCACUGCAUGAGCAGUCCUGCCUCUCUUCAGCCUUAUAUGCAAGGGAAGGAAAAAGCAGAGCAGGAACCCUCUGUAAUUCUGUGAACCAAAACUGCCUCAGGGCUCUGGGGUUUUGUGCCACUGGCAUACCCCCUAAGACAAGACUUGGAAAGCCUCUAUUCUCCCAGUAGUUUCUUACAUACAAGCCUACCAGCAUUUAAUAAUUCCUUUUCCAGAGUGGAAUGGAAUGGGAUGAGCUACGUAGUAUGCUGUGAAAUAACUCUUAAGCAGAUGGUUGCUGAUCCAGUUACUAUAGGGAGGUGAAACUGCUGCCUAAAAAGUAGGAAAUGAUACUGCAUGAGCAGAACCUGGGUGCCAAAGAGGUGUUGCCUGAGGCUGUGCAGCACAGAGCCUGCUCUAGACAAGAAGCCAGCCCUUCCUCUAUCCCAAGUGCACUUCAUAAAGUCAUCAGGUAGAAUUAAGACAUGGAAUAAAAUACCAGGUUGUAAUACUUAAAUCAUAAAACCACAGCAGGAAAAGACAGAAAAGACUACAUUUCUACAGGAGUAGGCCUUAAAGUCACAGUACUGUGUAAUACAGGUUCUACUGAAAGCCCCCAGCUGGAAACUCAAGUGCCUGUGUCCUGCCUGCACUGUGGCCACAUCAAAGACAAGAAAAGACCUAAGAUUAACCAAGGCUAAGUAUUUGGCUUCAUUUUGGACUAGUUCAGGGUUAAUGCUCAGAGACAUCUCCUGUUGCCCACCUUAUCAGAUAUCUGAGAAGAGAAACUUUUGGCCUUGUGAUUAGGUUGCUGGAAAAGCUGUUCCAUAGUCAGCAGCAGCAAAGAGUACUGCAUUCCUACUUAGCUUGGAAGGAAAGGGGGAGCAGAGAGGGUGGUUGCAGUUUCUCCCAAAGCUCAGUAUAGUUUUUUUUUUUUUUUUUUUUGAAUUUAAAUCCACUCUUUAAGCAGAGCUAGCACUUUACUAAUGGCUAAAGUUAGCAGUCAGAUAGUAUUUAAAUGGAAAAAAACAUUGCAUUACCUUCCCUACAAUUACCUAAGUCAAAGCAUCAACUGCUACUGGCAACUGUUAGCGCAUUCACAGUUAAAAUAAUGGGAUGGUUGAUACUGUCUUUCAUCUUCAACUCCCCUGUAUGAUACUACAGAAAUACUCCUUCACUAGAUUCUAGUAUCAUUCAAUUCUUUGAAGAGCAGAUUUUAAGAGCAAAGUAUUCCAAUAUUAAUGAUAACUUACUAAACAUUUCUAAAACAUCCUAGAGCUGUAUGCCUGCAAGAUGAAACACUGGUGAAGUACAUUGUAUGGAAAUAGAAGGAGUUAAUCAGUGUUUGACAAGAAUAAAUUUCUCCAAGGAACACUGCUGCUUCUAGGAAAUAA